Molecule: messenger RNA, 714 nt
Organism: Drosophila suzukii
Lineage: Eukaryota; Metazoa; Arthropoda; Insecta; Diptera; Drosophilidae
Source: RefSeq, a predicted model, not a curated record
AUGCGAUCCUUCCUCGUCCUUUGCCUCGUGGCCAUCGCCUCCGCCGACAAACUGGGCUACAACUACCAGCCGGUGGCCCACUCCUCCUCGGGAUUGAGCUUCCAGCCCUCGGGAGCGCCAGCAGUGAUGCACCGCUUUCUCGGCGGGACCUCCUCCAUUGCCGACUCCCUGGAGGGAUCCCAGUCGGUGGCUGCCCCCAACUACGCUGCUCCUCAGGCCCAACUGGAGAAGGAGUUCUUCACCUACACCGCCGACGAGGGUGACUUCUACGAUCCCGCUGCCUCCGAUCAGGUGUCCAAUGCCGUCAACAAGGGUCUCCGCGUGGUCUUCAUCAAGGGACCCGAGAACCGUGGUCUGGAGGAUGCCGCCCUGGCUCUGGCCAAGCAGGCUGCCCAGCAGGAGACCGCCAUCUACGUCCUGAACAAGCAGGCCGACAUUGGUGACUUGGCCAACAAGCUGAACUCCAUCCGCAACAACAACAACAACAAGCCCGAGGUGCACUUCGUCAAGUACAGGACUCCCGAGGAUGCGGCCAAUGCCCAGAGGGCCAUCCAGGGUCAGUACGACCAGCUGGGAGGAUCCUCUCAAGCUCAAGAUGGCGGCGUGGCCUCCACCCUGAACUUCGCCUCCCAGCCAGCUCGGGAAAGUGUUUCUGCCAGUGCUCCUGGACCCAGCUACCUGCCCGCCAACAUCUUCCGUCGCCUCCGUCUCUAA